Molecule: messenger RNA, 952 nt
Organism: Rhincodon typus (whale shark)
Lineage: Eukaryota; Metazoa; Chordata; Chondrichthyes; Orectolobiformes; Rhincodontidae
Gene: elp5
Product: elongator acetyltransferase complex subunit 5
Exons: 6
Biological process (GO): tRNA wobble uridine modification
Cellular component (GO): cytosol; nucleus; elongator holoenzyme complex
Molecular function (GO): tRNA binding
Source: RefSeq, a predicted model, not a curated record
CCUGCUGCAGACAGCCUCGAGUGCGAGGGCCGGAGUUUGCUGAAGAGUUUUGUCACCAGCGCAGCUCUGCGGGGCGAGGAUGUCCACGUGUUUACCUUUGAACUCUCGGAGACGGAGUUCAGCAUUGGACUAGACGAUGGAGUCAGGACGAGGUUGCACUUUCACGAUGGUUUCAGUGACCCCCUGGAGUGGGAGCGGACUGGGACGUUUGCCAUUCGGAGCCUCAGCGCCCAGGAGCUGAUCGGCCGUGUAGGUGCGGUACAGCGAACCUCCCAGCGGCCCUGCACCGUCGUCCUGGAUUCCCUCAGCUCGAUCCUGCAGCACAAACCCAUCGACUUCCUCUGCCGGACUCUCCAGGGAUUUCAGCGCGGAGCGGUCAGAGAAGGACUGACGGUUAGGAGACUGCUGGCGUUACUGCAUGCCGACCUACACCAGCCGGAGCUGCCGGAGGCCCUGGCACAACUGGGCACCACCGUCAUCACCGUAACUCCUUCCCCCGAGGGCACCUGGUCGCGAGAGAGCUCCCUGACCCCCAACGUCGCCAGCAUCGUCCACAAGCGGAAAUCUGGAAAGGUCCUUCAGCAGGUGGAGCCUGACCCUGCGGCCAAUUUGCCUUUUAACCUGCGGCUGACGGAGGAGGAACGUGAGGCACGGAAGCAGGUCCCCCUGCCCUAUCACUUCAGCACAGAGAAAAAGAUGUCGCUGUUACAUGGAGGACCUGGUGACAGCAGGAUAUAUUACCAACCGGACGACGCUGAUGACGUGGAUGAGGAGGAUCCCGACGAUGAUCUGGAUUUCUAGGAGAGAGGCAGCACGAGGGGACCCAGAUCACUGUCCUGUCCCCAAGACUCACUGGGGUACGGGCUCCCACACACACUGACUCUCACUGGGGUUACAGUCCCCCACACACACUGACUCUCACUGGGUUACAGUCCCCCACACACACUGACUC